Molecule: messenger RNA, 1998 nt
Organism: Peromyscus leucopus (white-footed mouse)
Lineage: Eukaryota; Metazoa; Chordata; Mammalia; Rodentia; Cricetidae
Gene: Asns
Product: asparagine synthetase (glutamine-hydrolyzing)
Exons: 12
Coding region: 167-1852 (561 amino acids)
Cellular component (GO): cytosol
Molecular function (GO): asparagine synthase (glutamine-hydrolyzing) activity
Source: RefSeq, a predicted model, not a curated record
UUGGGUCCGGGCGACAUGAUGAAACUUCCCGCACGCGUUACAGAAGCCGGGUGGCUAUAAGGUGAGAAGCGGUCCUCCGCCCCUCCUGUUGUGGCUGCGCCGCCUCCGCUCCCCCACCUCCCGCACUGGCCGCUAGUGCACAGAGUGCCUGCAGCUCUCCUGCAGCAUGUGUGGCAUCUGGGCCCUCUUCGGCAGCGAUGACUGCCUUUCCGUGCAGUGUCUGAGUGCUAUGAAGAUUGCGCACAGGGGACCGGAUGCCUUUCGCUUUGAGAAUGUCAAUGGAUACACCAACUGCUGCUUUGGAUUUCACCGGUUGGCUGUGGUUGACCCCCUGUUUGGAAUGCAGCCAAUAAGAGUGAGGAAAUACCCUUAUCUGUGGCUCUGUUACAAUGGUGAAAUCUACAACCACAAGGCGCUACAACAACGUUUUGAAUUUGACUAUCAGACCAAUGUGGAUGGUGAGGUUAUCCUGCAUCUCUAUGACAAAGGAGGUAUUGAGCAAACCAUUUGUAUGUUGGAUGGGGUGUUCGCGUUUAUCCUCCUGGACACCGCCAACAAAAAAGUGUUUCUGGGCAGAGAUACCUACGGAGUCAGGCCCUUGUUUAAAGCCAUGACCGAAGAUGGAUUUCUGGCUGUGUGUUCAGAAGCUAAAGGGCUCGUUUCGUUGAAGCACUCCACAACCCCCUUCUUAAAAGUGGAGCCCUUUCUUCCUGGACACUACGAAGUUUUGGAUUUAAAACCAAAUGGCAAAGUUGCAUCCGUGGAGAUGGUGAAAUACCAUCACUGUAGGGAUGAACCGCUGCACGCCUUCUAUGACAGCGUGGAGAAACUCUUCCCAGGCUUCGAGUUAGAAACGGUGAAGUGCAAUCUGCGUAUCCUUUUUGACAAUGCUGUCAGGAAACGCUUGAUGACGGACCGGAGGAUUGGUUGCCUUUUAUCAGGGGGCCUGGACUCCAGCCUGGUUGCCGCCUCCCUGCUGAAGCAACUCAAGGAGGCGCAAGUGCAGUAUCCUCUGCAGACAUUUGCGAUUGGCAUGGAAGACAGCCCCGAUCUCCUGGCUGCUAGGAAGGUGGCAAAUUAUAUUGGAAGUGAGCAUCAUGAAGUCCUUUUUAAUUCUGAAGAAGGCAUUCAGGCCCUGGAUGAAGUCAUAUUUGCCUUGGAAACUUAUGACAUUACGACAGUUCGAGCAUCUGUAGGUAUGUAUUUGAUUUCCAAGUAUAUUCGGAAGAACACAGACAGCGUGGUCAUCUUCUCGGGAGAAGGGUCAGAUGAACUUACGCAGGGCUACAUAUAUUUCCACAAGGCUCCUUCUCCCGAGAAGGCGGAGGAGGAAAGUGAGCGGCUGCUCAAGGAACUCUACCUGUUCGAUGUUCUCCGUGCUGACCGCACUACUGCUGCCCAUGGUCUCGAACUGAGAGUCCCGUUUCUGGAUCACCGGUUUUCCUCCUAUUACCUGUCUCUGCCACCAGAAAUGAGAAUUCCAAAAAAUGGGAUAGAAAAACACCUCCUGAGAGAGACAUUUGAGGACUCCAACCUGCUGCCCAAAGAGAUUCUCUGGAGACCAAAAGAAGCCUUCAGUGACGGGAUCACCUCAGUCAAGAACUCCUGGUUCAAGAUUUUACAGGACUAUGUGGAACAUCAGGUUGAUGAUGCAAUGAUGGCAGCGGCUGCCCAGAAGUUUCCCUUCAAUACUCCCAAAACGAAAGAAGGCUAUUACUACCGCCAGAUCUUUGAACGCCAUUACCCAGGCCGGGCUGAUUGGUUGACCCAUUAUUGGAUGCCCAAGUGGAUCAAUGCCACCGACCCUUCUGCCCGAACACUCACCCAUUAUAAGUCAGCUGCCAAAGCUUAGCUGAUCUCUAAACUCUAGUGUGAAAGUAAGUGUUCCUUCUGACUCUAAAGGUAGAGACAUUGCGACAAACACAGAAAUAAUGCAAAUCAGCCAUCAACCGCUCAGGCUUAAAGGCAUGGAAAGAAAUAAAGAUAUUACAUUUAAAA